Molecule: messenger RNA, 2522 nt
Organism: Orussus abietinus
Lineage: Eukaryota; Metazoa; Arthropoda; Insecta; Hymenoptera; Orussidae
Exons: 2
Coding region: 70-1389 (439 amino acids)
Source: RefSeq, a predicted model, not a curated record
UUCCGAGAAAUAGUGCAGUAUCACUCAAUUCGACGUUUGCGCGAAUUGGGUACAGACUUUUAUCGAGAAAUGGCAACGCCAGAUACGAAUGGCGACCCGAAAUCCCCGUCGAUCAUCACCAAAGAGGACGUCGAAGUCAUUGUUCGUCGCAAGUUGGGUCAUCAGGACUUUCGCUUAAUAAGUUGGAAAGCUUCGCUGGUAGAAAAGUCCUCCGGGUUUCUGGGAGUGUAUUUUAAUGUCGUUGCCGUGGUCUCCAACGGAAACCCUGCUGAAGUUAAGGAGCUGAAGUUCUUUGCUAAGGCGCCUCCACCUUCCUCGAGUCCUCAGAGCAACUUCUUGGAUAGGUGUAAUGGCUUCAAUAAGGAGAUCAAGGUGUAUAAGGAGAUGAUCCCUCGUCUGGGGCUGGGUAGGGGAGACAAGUGGACCGUGGACUUCUAUUUUGGCAAAAAGGACCAGCUCAUUGUUUUUGAGGACGUCACGGUGUUGGGGUAUGUCAUGCCCGACAAGAAUAAGCCCCUUGACUUGGAGCACACCACUCUUGUGAUGAAAACACUCGCCAGGUUUCAUUCAAGAUCUCUACUUCUGGAGGAGAAAUUGCAGUCAGAAGGCCGAAGUAUUUGGGAUCUUUACGGCCCUUACCUCGAAGAGGCGCUAUUUUCAAAAGACCCCACAUCGCUGGAAAUUCGGGAAUCAUGCCUGAUAGGAACUGUCACCUUAAUCGAUGAAGUAGCAAGGGUAAAAAACUUCACUUCGCAAGAAGUGGAUGCCCUAAAGAAACGAGUGAAGAACUGGAUUUGUAGGAUAACCGAACUUCUCUCGCCAUCGGCAAAAUAUAGGAACGUGAUAUGCCACCGAGACGUUUGGACGAACAAUUUGAUGUUCAAAUACGGACACAACAAUAACCCCGAGGGUUGCUGCAUCAUUGACUUCCAGUUCUUCCGAUAUUCCCCACCAGCUAUUGACUUUGAAUGCAUUCUUUACCUGACUACUGACAAGCGGAUAAGAGAUAAUCAUUACGACACCCUUGCCCGGACCUACCACAACGCCCUAAGGGACGCUCUCGCCGAAGAAGGUGUAGAUGUGGAAUCCUGCCUGUCUUGGAAGACGUUCAGGGAAAGCUGCGUGUUCGCCAAACAUGUAGCUAUUAUCUAUGCUGCCUUGAAUUUGCAAGUGAUGCUCCUCGAUUCUAAAGCGAUCGAUCAUCUAUUCGACAGUAAGAAACCAGAAGUGCUGGAGGAGGCUUUAUACAAGGCUGGAAGAGCCAAAUUGGUGAAACAUCAGUUCGCAAGUAUUGCCCCCUAUAGAGAACGAUUGACCGAGAUUAUUCUGGAUAUCCGAGACGUUCUGCCCGAAGAACCUCCAGUAUUGCCGAUAUUGGAUCAGAAAUGAUAGAAGAGAUCAUCACGACACCCUUGCCCAGACCUACCACAACGCCCUGAAAGACGGUCUUGCCGAAGAAGGUGUAGAUGUGGAAUCCUGCCUGUCUUGGAAGACGUUCAGGGAAACCUGCGUGUUCGCCAAACAUCUAGCUAUUAUCUAUGCUGCCUUGAAUUUGCAAGUGAUGCUCCUCGAUUCUAAAGCGAUCGAUCAUCUAUUCGAUGGUAAGAAGCCAGAAGUGCUGGAGGAGGCUUUAUACAAGGCUGGAAGAGCCAAAUUGGUGAAACAUCAGUUUGCAAGUAUUGCCCCCUAUAGCGAACGAUUGACCGAAAUUAUUCUGGAUAUCCGAGACGUUCUGCCCGAAGAACCUCCAGUACUGCCGAUAUUGGAUCAGAAAUGAUAGAAGAGAUAAUCAUUAUGAUACCUUUGCCCGGACCUACCACAACGCCUUGAAAGACGCUCUUGCCAAGGGAGUAGAAGUGGAAUCCUGUCUGUCUUGGAAGAUGUUCAGGGAAGCCUGCGAUUUCGCCAAACAUGUAGCUAUUAUCUAUGCUGCCUUGAAUUUACAAGUGAUGCUCCUCGAUACUGAAGCAAUCGAUCAUCUCUUUGACAGUAAAAAGCCAGAAGUGCUGGAGGAGGCUUUAUACAAGGCUGGAAGAAGCGAAUUGGUGAAACAUCAGUUCGCAAAUGUUGCCUCCUAUAGAGAACGAUUGACCGAGAUUAUUCUGGAUAUCCGAGACAUUUUGUCUGAAGAACCUCCAGUAUUGCCGACAAUGGAUCAGAAAUGAAAGCCACAUAUUAAUUUAAAAAUUAAUUGUGGUGUACCAUUUCGGACUAACGAUUCAAAAUCGUUAAGAGCGAUCCAGAUUCAGAAUAUUGUUUAUGCUUUCAAGAGAAAAGAUGAUUGAAGGGUUUCAAGACAUUUUUGUCUUGCGUGCCCGCUAAUUAAUUACCAAUGCACUGUAAUUCCUCGUAUGAUGUCAAUAACAAGGUACUGUGCAUUGAUGCCGUGUUUUCUUGACAAGAGGAAUUAUUUGUUUCUUGUGGGAAACGUCUAGGAAAUGGUGUAGAUAUGCGCAAUUGCUCUACUCUAACUUCGGUUUUAUGAUUAAGAAAUUAAUAAAGUCAUCAGUGUAUGUUAAAAA